UUCAUAUGGUCGCGACAGUCUUUUGUGAGCAGAUCACGUUUGGCAGUCGCCUUGGACACCUGCACCACUUUCAUUCAUUGUAUUGUUUAACUCCAAAAGUUCUUUUUGCGGAAGAGAGAUUCGUCAGAGGCACUUAAAUACCGCGUUUAUCACUCACAAGAGAUUGUUCACGUUUAUUCGACCCCCCUGCUCGUAAGACCUUCUGAGUCACUGGCUGGCAGGAUGGUCUCUAUCACGCGCUCUGCCAACUCAAAUUCACCGUCAACGCCAUCCAGAGCUAAACCUCGCUCUAGUGUUGGAACGACAGCAAAUCUUCCAACCCCAGGCACAUCUCCACGCCGCACUCCCCACUGCAAGACAUGCCACCUACCCAGGCAGGGACAUCCUCGCUCUGGCUGUCCUAAUGUUGCACCCGUAGUGUCACAUCAGACUAGUGGUGCCACCGAAGAUAUUGUGGAUGAAAUGUCGUCCUUGCGCAUCGUGAAUCCCAAUGACGAGCCUUCUUCCCUUCCCACUGAAACACCCACCCGGUCCAAGAACCUCAAACGCCAACUCUCUGUUCGUUUCGCCCUUCUUCCAGAGGGAAGCCUCAAUUCACUCUCUACUACAUCCUCAGAAAUCGUAGGGAGGCUUCUCCAACCAGGAAUGAUGAGUAAUGCGUCUGAUGAUGGUGAUGGUGAUGGUCAGAGAGCAAUAAUGCAGUGGAAACGGACUUUAAUUGGUCCUGAAUCAUCUCCGGGAGACACCCCGGAGCUCGACGCCAAUGCAGAAAAAGAGACACGCGCAAACAAUCACAUUGGUUCACGGACCGGCUUGUCACGUCGUAUGCCCUGCACGCUGCAUACCCCAACCCCGAGCCUCGUGUCCACAGAACCACUUUCUAGCCAGGCCACAAGUGACUAUGUGGAUAUGAACAAAACCAUCUUCAUUGAUCCAGAAUUUGAAAAGAAGCCCAGUCCCCUGGCGCGAACGAUGAGCGCUGACGAGAGAUCAUUAUUCCUCAACAAUCUCACUCAAUCAUCAGGGGCUGCACCUGCCAUAUUAUUCUCUGUCCCACUGAUCGAUCUCAAGGCCGUACAACAUGACGCAGAGAAAGUAGGUUUCAGCGUCCGAGUUUUGCCAAAUGGAAGCUCACGAGAGCACCGAUGGGUUAUAUUGGCUAAGGAGGGGGACGCAGCGGAAUUUCUUGAGAAACGGCUGACGGAGGAAGAAGAGAAAGGGCGGAAAGCAAAGGGGAAUUUUGGUGCUGCCGCUGGCGGAGCACUAGUGGGCGCUGUGGCGACAUUCACGGGACUGGCGUUUUCUUGAAAUGACUUUCCUUGUCCAGUAAACUCGCUUCAGAUUAUACUUGUACGCAUAUCUGUACUGCUAGUUAGGUGAAUCUCGUUCAACGAUUUUGUCUUGCCAUUACUUUUCCCCCUUUCCUGCAUUGAGCUGACACUGCUUAACAGCCACAUGGGUAGUUUACAAGCUGUGCUGUAGUCAAACUCAGCUACAACUUUGCACCUGCUGAC
Suillus paluster is the source of this 1514-nucleotide messenger RNA. RefSeq lists its product as uncharacterized. The record is from RefSeq and is a predicted model, not a curated record. The transcript has 2 exons. The coding region runs from base 223 to 1308 and encodes 361 amino acids. NCBI's taxonomy places the organism in Eukaryota, Fungi, Basidiomycota, Agaricomycetes, Boletales, Suillaceae.